UACUGCCAAUGCAGAAAAUGGCAUCAACAGUUGCUUUUACCUAGGGGGUGCCUACAGAUAUUAACAGCUGGUGAAAAAACUGCUGUACUAAUGGAGGCAAAUAGAUGUAGCACAGCUUUUUUUUCCAGGAACAACAAAUAUUCUUUUCACCAGAUGUAGGGAACUAACCUUGGAAAAUAUGUUCUGUCAUCUUGUUAGUUUCUGCGAAGGUUCUCAGAUUCCCUAUGGAAAGUAAGACCUCUUAAAAUUGUCAUGUUGAGCACCCAAGGCCUUGUGUACCUUUGAAGACCUUGACUUAGCAUGUACUUGUGAAACUGUGCUUUCAGGAUAUCAUCUGUGGGGUUUUUUGAUUUUUUUCUAACACAAGCUAGUAGCUCUUUUUCCUAAAGAUGUGGUGUGUGGCAGUUAUGUAUUUGACAGUUCAUUGGGGCAUAGUAAAAGAGAGUGUUUGUGUGUUGCAACUUUAUUGUACUGCACAUUGUUUUAACAUUACUCCAUCAAUAUUUUAAAGAUAAAAAUCAGAUUACAAUGUUAGAAUGUAACUAAAAACUGUUUAUAUUUGUUUUUAGGUUGAAUAUCCUGAUGUGCAAUUUAAUAUCUUACUGGAGCGUGCUGGAGCUUGCACAAUUACAUCUUGCCUGAAAUCUGAAACUGUCAUGAAAUUAUCUUGUUAAGCAAAACUUUACUUGAUGCCUACUAAUAGAAGAGUAUCAAAUCACUUUGUAAGAGUGCUUGACAAGGGACUAUUUUGUUGUAGAUGUCUGUCUCACCAGCGUGUCAUGGUGGAUGUAGCAGAGAAAGAGAUUAUGGACAACCUCACAUUUAAAAGUGACACUGUGCUUUCUGAUGUUCACUUACACUAUCCAAACAAAAGACAUCUCAUGGUACGACUGAAUGCAGCUGGACAACCAGUAUUCCUGUCGUAUUUCAAGCUCCUUUGGAACGCUCAUAAUUGGGCAUCUGAGAAAAAUGCGAGAGAAGCUACAACAGAAAAAGAACACCAGCACAAAAGUGGAGAGGAAGUGUGUGACAAAGACAGGAAUAAUCUAAAAAAUGAAAGAGAAUUAAAUAUUAAAGGAUUAGAAGCUCUGCUAGAUGAUGAUGGAGACUUGGAAGUUGUCAGAAGACCUCAAAGUGCCUCUGAUUUAGAAGCGGAGGAUUUUUUGAGGGAUAGGGUUUAUCCUGUAAUUCUGAUGAGAGGGGAAGAUGAUGCUUUUGAAGAUGAAGAACAAGAAUGCACUUGCAGUGAUGUUGUUAAAAUAGAACAUACUAUGGCAACCCCUUUGGAAGACGUUGGUAAACAAGUCUGGCGUGGAGCCUUUCUUCUUGCUGACUACAUUCUGUUUAAAUGGGACAUGUUCAGGUGUUGCACAGUACUAGAGCUUGGAGGUGGCACUGGAAUUACAAGCAUCAUCAUGGGAACAGUUGCCAAGAGAGUUUACUGCACAGAUGUCGGUGAAGAUCUUCUGGCCAUGUGUGAACGUAAUGUUUCAUUAAAUAAACACCUGAUUGAGCAGGGAAGAAGUGAAAUUAAAGUUAAAGAACUGGAUUGGCUGCAAGAUGAGUUCUGUACUGAUUCUGCAGCUCCUUAUAGCUGGUCUGAAGCAGAGAUUGCUGAUUUGCAUGACCACUGUACUGUGAUAAUAGCAGCUGAUGUGUUCUAUGAUGAUGACCUGACAGAUGCCUUGUUCAGAACGCUGUAUAGAAUCACACACAACUUGAAAAAUUCUUGCACAGUUUACUUAUCAGUAGAAAAGAGGCUGAACUUCACUUUAAGACAUAUGGACAUUACCUGUGAAGCCUACAGUCAUUUCAGAAAUACUCUAAAUGAUCUGGAGAACCUCCAAGACACAAAAAUGAAAUAUACUGUGGAGCCCAUUAAACUCGAUUUCUGCCAAUUUCUCACUUACGAACGAAUUGAGCAGUUGGAACUGUGGAAGGUCACUGCUGAACGGCUGACGUGACUGGGACAUGAGAAAAUUGAAGAUACUUGCAGAAAAGAUAAAGGCUCUUUUGAUGUUACAUUAAAAAUGGAUUCUUGUCCUAAGAAAAGGAUUUUCGUGGUGGAACCAUGUUCUUGGAAAGUAAUUUCAAGAACACUUGCCUUAUUUCAAUAAGUUUAUUUUUAGCAUUUAAGACAUUGUUUCCGUAUUGUUUUCUGUUAUGAAAUUUUUUAACACUGAUCCUCAGAGUACAGAUCCAAAAUAAGUUUCAUUAGCUAUAGCAUGUGUGAUAAUAUCCCAUGGUGUUAGAUCUCGAACUGUGGCAGGGAUGUGGUACUGCAUGUUCUUUAGGUUUCGUGAUUUAGUUUUUAGAUAGCUCUUUGUCAGAAUUUAACACUUUUGCAUGUGGCUGCUUUGCAAAUGUACACUUUCAUUUUUAGCUUUCUGAACUUGGCCACUAUUUUCAGUCUCAUGCUGAUUCCACGUUAUUUAUAGAUGUGUUUGAAAUGGUCUUCUGGGCAAGAUCUAGUUGUCUUUAACAGACUCUUGUUUCCUCAUCCCUAAGCAAUCUGUUUAUUCUUUCAUCCUUUAUUAUUCUUUCUAUCCAUUUAGUCUUUCAUUUUUGGUUUGUGCUAUCAAUAUCACUUCAGUUUAGGGCUACUGUCUUAGUUGAAAGGAGACAAGAUGCAUUGAGGUUUAAAUCUCUAAAAAUGUUCCAUAGCAGUCUUGGAGGUAUGUUGUCCUACUGGUAUUUUAAGCUAUUCUGCCCUUGCCAGGUUGAGGGUGGGAAGAUUUCAUGCAAAAUGGCUUGUUCCCAUUCUUUAAAUGUUGAGACUUCUACCCUCAGUAUAUGUGUGAGAUUGGGGAGUAGCAGAUAACCAGUGUCAGGAAUGUCUCGGCAGUACAGCUGGAGCCUUCGGUGUCUUAGCUUUUGGAUUAAAGUGCAACAUAUUGAUCAAAUCUCUCCUGAGUGAUUAAUGAAACAUAAAAUACAAACAUUAUGAUUUUCGAUUUUUAAUGCAUACUGUUGUGUUAUAUCACUUCCCACAUGUACACUGUCACUGAAACUUUUGUACCUGCUGAAUUUUUUUAGCUUUAUGAAAGUGUUAAUGAUAAACAUCAUAUAUAAUGAUAAAGCUCUUCUGGCCUGUGACUUGUGGGGAUGUGCAUACAUUGCAUUAGAAGCAUCUGGUUGGUUUUUUUUUUUUUUUUUUUUAAGUCUGUUUUGUGUUUGGUUUAUUUAGUUAUUUAAAGGCAAUUAUUUAAUAACCUGUUCAUGUUCAUGAAGAUGUAUUUUCCUCUAUAUCAUUUUUUAGUUAGAUGAAAGGUCAUUAAAUGAAGAUGAUGAUCUUCCGCAAAUAUAGCCACUCAAAGUAAAAAUAAAAAUAAAGCGUUAUGUUAGCAUAUAUGCAUAGCAUUGUUAGUGUAUAGCAUAAUCUGCCUAGCUUAAUACAGAACUUUUUCUCUUAGGACCCCCAUUUAAGCUUCAAAGAUGUAAAACUAUUCCUAAUCUGUAAUUCUUACUCAAUUUGUUUUGUAAUGUAAUUAACUUCACCGAGGAGAACUUUGAGUGUAGUACUGAAGAACAGCUUAUUAAUCUUUUUUGAAGGUGUGUUACAGCAAGAAAUGAAUUUGAAUUGAUGUGAUGUGUGUGGUUAGAGAAGAUUUUUACUUGCACAAGAAUUCUGAAGGUCUUUGGAGAUAGCAAGAGAAAAACUUAUCCAGGUGGAGUGAUACUGUAGAUCUAUUCAACUUAGAAUUCUAGCAUUUUAACACCACUGGCUUAAUUUAACAUAUGAAAAAUUGGUGGUGGUGUGGUUUGGUUUUUUGGGAGAGGGAAGGUUGGUUGGUUGGUUUGUUUGUUUUUUAACUCUUGUUUCUGUGUGUGAAAAAUACGAAUAUUAGGGAUGCUUGGAAAGCAAACUGAAAUAGAAUUUCCUCCUAAAGAAACAGCUAACUUUUCUAGCUUGUUUUUGACAAUUUAUGUUGCAAGUGACAUAAGAGAAAAAACAGUUUGGGGGUUCAGUGACAGAUUUGAAGGCUAACUUGUAAAUUUGGGUAUGACCCUUAUCACUGAUGAUAAAGAAUACGCAAAAAUAGGCAGCAGCUCUCAAAAGAAUCAUAAAAGAAUCUCAUAAUGUGUUGGCUUUGCAGUGUUAAUGAGAGAGAAGGGAAGACUCUCUUGCCAGCGAAUUGGUCACUGCUGCCUGAGGACAUUAAGCAGGCACAUUACCUUCUCAAUUUUGACUUUGAUCAUACUUUAGAUAUGUCUUACAGGGUAGUGGUUUUCAGAACUUAUUAUGCAAAUUUCCACCUCUAGCAGUUCAUUGUUUAAGACUACUAUAAGCAGGGAAUUGUAUAGUACUAAGCACACAGAUUAUGGCUGGAAAUCAAGUUAGUGCCUAAAAUGAUAAUGUUUCUAGCACAUUGUAUACAUUUAUAUAAAUCAAGUUGGUUUCCCCCACACACACCCCCCUAAUAAAGCAUGAUUUAGAAAAUAGUAUGCUUGUGUGAAUGUAUCUAAAUUUUUCAAGAUUUAAACUGGUGAUUUUUCUUAGAUUUUUGGCAGUCCUGUCUUGUGUCUAACAUAUAGCAAGUCAGGUACAAUUUUUAAUCUUAGAAUUUUGGCCAGGAUAAUGAUAGAAUGAUAACUGAAAUUUCCGAAGCUGAAGCAACAAACUGUGGGCACUAUGCAUCAUUUCUUGUUCCUUUUUCAUGAGUGGCUUCUUUGUUUCAGUGAUUAUUGGGGUUUGUGGAACAAGCAAAUACAGAAGGCAAAAAUGAUACAACAGAAACUAGAGCUUUCUGUGCCAAAUAAGAAAUGUCUUGCCAACAUGGCCAAGCGCCUGUCUUCUCCUUGCUGGCUUUCUUGAUGGAACGGAGAGAAAAUACAGUUGGGAGGGGGGAAGUUGCUAGUAAUGUGGACAACAGGCCAGCCUAUGCUAGACAGGCAUGGGGCUUCUGAUUUAUAUAGCUUAUGGAAAACUGAAAUUAUUCAAUAAUAUUAAGUUGGAUGGUCUUGGAUCGUGAGCUACUGGAAAAGAGUUUGCGUAUUUUGUUGUGAAACAUUGAAGAACCCUGUUGGACUGUUCAUAUACUUCUUGAUUCCCUCUUGUCUAGUAGGAAAAUAAAAAGGUUUUGCUUUCAUUAGUAAGUUAGUAAAUGUCCUUAGUAUUAUUCAUUCCUGCAAGUUGUUUACUUCUGUGAAGAUGAAGGAAGAGAAAGUGUAUGCUUAUUUUAAAACUUGUUACUAUCUCUACUGUUCAGUGGAGUUGAGGUUGAAGAGGAUUCAUUUAGAAAGCUGAUUUUCUGCUCUGCUAAAUUAAGCCAUUCUGCACUUGGAAAGACUUCCAAAUCUGUAGUGUGGUUGGUCAGCAGAAUAGAUUAUCUUGGGGAAAGAUAAACACAGUGGGAGGGGGAGAGAAACCUGAACUCUUUCAGUGCACUUAUUUCUGAUAAAGGAGAAGAGUAUCACCUCUUGGGAAAGAGGGAAGAAGUACCAUAAUGGAUGGACACACUGUCUUCCAACAGGAUUUCUUACUUGAAACAAAUUGAUUUUACUUUUAUGUCACUGGUGUAUAUUGAUGAACUAUGUAUGCUUUCUCAACUCCACGCUUCAGAUGAAGAUUGCUCUUGAGUGUUGGUACCACUGUCCUGCUUUUAUCUUGUGUCUUGAGAGGAACAUGAAUAAAAUAAUUCUGGAUGUUGGUCAAAAGAAGAACUUGAA
Molecule: messenger RNA, 5670 nt
Organism: Dromaius novaehollandiae (emu)
Lineage: Eukaryota; Metazoa; Chordata; Aves; Casuariiformes; Dromaiidae
Gene: METTL22
Product: methyltransferase 22, Kin17 lysine
Exons: 10
Coding region: 690-1964 (424 amino acids)
Biological process (GO): protein methylation
Cellular component (GO): nucleus
Molecular function (GO): protein methyltransferase activity
Source: RefSeq, a predicted model, not a curated record